AUGGCCUUUAUGUUUGGAGCAGAAUUCAGGCGUUUCUCUUUGGACCGGUCCAAGCCGGGACGCUUUGAUGAGUUUUAUGGCUUGCUGCAGCAUGUGCACCGGAUCCCCAACGUCGAUCUGCUUGUGGGUUACGCCGAUGUCCACGGGGACCUACUGCCAAUCAACAACGAUGACAACUACCAUAAAGCAAUCUCCAUGGCAGCGCCCCUGCUCCGUCUCUUCUUGCAGCGGAAAGAGGAGGCAGAUUACUCUGCAUUCGGCACGGACACUGUGACCCGUAAGAAGACCCCGGCGGCGCUCGCAGCGGUCCUCCUUCGACCGGAAGCCAACAAGAAGAAGCCUCCUAUCAUCAUCAGCCUGCCCAAAGAUUUCCGGCCAGUGUCCUCGAUCAUCGACGUGGACAUCCUCCCAGAGACGCACCGCCGCGUCCGCCUCUACAAACACGGUCAAGAGAAACCACUGGGCUUCUACAUCCGCGAUGGUUCCAGCGUGCGCGUUACACCCCAAGGCCUGGAAAAGGUCCCGGGCAUCUUCAUCUCCCGCAUGGUCCCCGGAGGCCUGGCGGAGAGCACGGGACUGCUGGCCGUCAACGACGAGGUGCUCGAAGUCAAUGGCAUCGAGGUGAGCAGAAAGUCUUUGGACCAAGUUACGGACAUGAUGAUCGCUAACAGCCACAACCUCAUUAUAACCGUCAAACCGGCUAAUCAGCGCAAUAACGUGGUACGCAGCAGCGGAGGCGGCAGCUCAGGACGAUCUUCUGACAGCAGCACCAGUUUUUAUGGAUACUCGACACCGGGUUCGAUGGCGAUGACCCCGUCCCAUAUUAUCCAGAACUAUGAACCGGACGAGGAGAGCGAGGAGGAGGAGGAUCUGGUGAUCGAGGCAGACGGAGGGGCUAAACUUAUUCCGCAGGCAGGGGCGCGGGCGACAUCCAGCACCAGCAUGCCCGCCUUGCCCAGAUACGAGCCCCACCUCGACCUCCGCCCCUCAAAUGGUACCAAGGCAAGCAGCGCGAGCGCGGGGUCUCUGAAUACCCGUGACAGGGUAUUAGAAGGGCGAAAUAUAGAGGAGGAGGGCACAGUCAUUACACUGUAAAGACACGCACAACAUAUAAUCACACACACAUGCCAAUACAUACUCUUGUGUGCCAUAGGACUGAAAAUGCAUGUCCAGGACCAAAAGAGAAGGCCAGUCCACCACAGCACCUUACAGCACUUCUCUAUAACAAUAGGACCAGGUAGUUCUCAUCAUCAAACCCGUGGAGAGCAGCACAGCACCAAAAAUAGCUGCUUCUUGAGUAAUAAUGAACUUCCUGAGUCAGUGUGAUUGAAUGAAUGCAGACGGCACCGUAUGAGUCAUGACAAUCCUUUUUUACUUUGACAACCACUCCUUUCAGAGCCAUGAGGCUCUAGUGUUAUCAGAGAACAAAGUACAAUGGGUUUUACCCAUCCUCUGCGUUACCAUGGUAACUGAGUAUGUCUGAGCUGCAGAACUUCAGAAGGAACUGAAAUAAGCUCUUCAUCCAUUCCCGUCUGCAACACUAACACUCUCAGCUUACCGAUUCUUUGUGGUAUUCAAGGGAAUCGUGAACCUUUGUCGGGCUUGAGUGAAUGUUUAGGAGAUAUUUUCAUGUGAAUGGACAGUUGUAGACUGCUGCCUCGGUUAAGAUACAGAUGUCUUUUAUUAUCUCAGAAGUUUUUAAUCAUAGCCAAAAAGACAAAUGAUUAAUAUCACAUUUUUCAUACUGAUAUGUUUUAUUGGUAUCACUUAUAUUUCUUUAUGACAAGGGCUAUCAUCCUGCUCUUUGCUACCUGUGAUUUAUUUUACCCAUUGAUCUUUACUUGAUAACCCUGUCUGGGGUUUUGGAAUACAUAAUUAUCAAUAAUGUUUCAAGGGAGCCCUCUGAUGUGGACACAUGGUUGUUUCAUUUAUGAAGAGCGUCUCUACCGUGACACUUUUCACUAUGGCUCAGCUUGUUAACAUUAGAUAGAUCAGCCAAAAAUGAAAAUUCUGUCAUCAUUUACUCAGAUCUUGUGUCAUUUUAUAACUGUCUUUCUUCUGUGGAGCAUAAAAGCAGAUAUUUCCAUACAUGGAGAGUUCCGGUUGGGAACAUGGUGGUGAGUAAAUGAUGACAGAAUUUAUAUUUUUUUUGGGUGAACUAUACAGUACAUUUAAUGCAUUAGGUAUCUUAACUAACUAUUAAUAAUAUUUUUACAUGAUCUGUGUUAAAGUUCAUUUCUGCAUACACUAAUAUUUACUUUUUAACAUUUAAGUUAAAGUU
This is a messenger RNA of Sinocyclocheilus anshuiensis, 2281 nucleotides long. Its product is annotated as partitioning defective 6 homolog beta-like. Lineage: Eukaryota; Metazoa; Chordata; Actinopteri; Cypriniformes; Cyprinidae. Gene Ontology annotation, molecular function: protein binding. Bases 1 to 1095 code for a protein of 364 amino acids. The transcript has 3 exons. Gene Ontology annotation, biological process: centrosome cycle; regulation of cellular localization; establishment or maintenance of cell polarity. The record is from RefSeq and is a predicted model, not a curated record. Gene Ontology annotation, cellular component: apical plasma membrane; cell cortex; nucleus.